This is a messenger RNA of Bipolaris maydis ATCC 48331, 897 nucleotides long. Lineage: Eukaryota; Fungi; Ascomycota; Dothideomycetes; Pleosporales; Pleosporaceae. The record is from RefSeq and is a predicted model, not a curated record.
CCAAGUAUGCACUUAAUUUCUGCAGCUGCAGUGACUCGCCUUCCGCAAAUCAACUGGACCACGGUCUGCAUUGGCACGGUACCAUUCGUUGAAAGUUCCUAUUGCCAUUCCCUAUUUUCGUCUAGAAGAUUACAUGCUAUCGCUGAGAAGUCGGGUUGCUAGAAGGGCUUAAAAUAGUAAAUCUACGACCGAUCGAGUAUGUGUGGACAAGAUGUGAAAAAUGGUAAUACGCCCAGACGUGGUGAGUGUCGAUUGCUUCAGGACAGUACAGGGGCCCCGAUACUUCAGGAAGGGUGUACUAUCAUGGAGCACAGUCUUUAUACUGUCUCUGAAAUUGAAUGCCCGGGCAAACUGGAGAUUCGCUAUAGAUGUCUUGGAUCUCAGGCCAUUUGUCGUCGCAAGUCGCUGACGACCGAGAGCUAAGCCCUUUGACAUCGUGGGAUAGCGCUGACAAGCUGACAAGGGAGUUGAUAAGACUAGCUCUUCCAAGUUGGGCUAGGCCUCUCUCCUUGGCGGACUUAUUAAGGACCUUGUCGGGGUAAAUCAGUCCAUUUUCCACCGAUUACAUGGCUCACUGCCCUAAGGUAUGCGACGAAUAGAGAGGCUCAGCUGAGGUAUCGAACGUCAGAUUCGUAUGUAACCCAUGCUGCGGUGUAUGCAGUCCACGAUCAACAGCACUACUGCAAUGUCCGGCUCGGUUCGGUUUCCGUGAUUCCGAAUUUCUUGGACAUCAACAUCCGGCAAGAAUCUUCCCUCCAUUCCUCACGCUGCCGAAUACGAGGCCGGAAUGCACUUUUAUUUUAUACCAACAGCCUUGAGAAGCUUAUCCUUUUGUUCGUUGGCCGUGUGAUUGUGUGUCUCGACGCCCUUUACAACGUCGCUCAUGGUCUCGACUUC